Octopus sinensis (East Asian common octopus) is the source of this 5151-nucleotide messenger RNA. RefSeq lists its product as uncharacterized. NCBI's taxonomy places the organism in Eukaryota, Metazoa, Mollusca, Cephalopoda, Octopoda, Octopodidae. The transcript is spliced from 2 exons. The record is from RefSeq and is a predicted model, not a curated record. The coding region runs from base 26 to 3643 and encodes 1205 amino acids.
CUCACUUGUGCAGCAACAAAUCGAAAUGCACCAUCUUCGAAGAAAUGAAAGCAUUUGUAGCAAUUUCACUUCUGUGAUUGGGUUUACUAAACACUCAUCAUUUGAUUUAUACUGGUCAACAGAUGACUUUAUUAAGAUCAUGGCAAGAGACAAAUUUAUGAGAAUCCUGUCCAUUUUCCAACUUCUGGGCAACUCCAAAAUGAAACCAAGGAACCACCUUGAGCAUGAUCAGCAACAUACUUUUGAAGACAAGUCAAGACAUGAUCAAGCAAAUCUUCAGUUUUUCACCUCUGACCAAAGACAAAGAAAGGAAAACAAUAAAGACAGUGAUAAUGAAGAAAAGAAGAAUAACUGUAAGCAAAUUCAAUUUGAUUCUAAAGAAAAAAUUUUAGAAGAGAAUAAAGUGACAAAGGUCUUGUUAAAAGAUUUGAUAAAAGAUACAAAGACUGACUCUGAAACAUCUCCUGAAAUGUUUGAAGAAAUUCAGAAAGAAAACUUUGAAAAUAACAGUGAUAAAAAGGCUGGAGUAUCUCCGAUUUGUGAAGAGAAAAUAAAUGACACAAAAGUAACAGUUAUAGCAGAGAGUUUUGUUAAAGACAAGAUUUUGGAUCAAGCAAAACCAACCGUUCAAAGGUCAAAGAUUACAAUUAAACUUACUGGUAAAACAGGCAUAAAGCCACUUCAGUAUCCUGUGUUAUCACCUUGGAUGUCUACAAGUAAAAUGCCUGGUCCAAAUAAAGCCCAAUCAGCUAAAGUAAGUUCUGACAAAAAAAUGUGGUCAACUAAAGAAGUUGAAAGCCAAUUAUCUCUUGAUGAUUUCUUGACAUGUUCAAACAAUCAUGGUAGUGACCCAGUUGCUUCAGAUAUAGAGAUUGAUGAAGAAAAAACUAACAUUAAAAUAUCUAAUCUAAGCACUUGUAGACAAUCAGCUGAUACUUCCAUUCUACAAGAAUCUAUUGAUGAUAGUGAAAAUAAAAAGUCUCAGGAAUUCUUACCAGAUUCACACAUGUCUACAACAAUGCCUGUCUCUGUUUCCCAAGUGUCUGGUAGCUGUCUUCUCCCGAUCGGUGUUUUAGCAACAACACCUUUUCCACCUUCCCCACCUGAAAGUACUUGUAGGAAUUCCAGUAAUGUUUUUGAGGGUACCGAUAGCUCUGAUUUGUGUAUUUCUCUAGCAGUUGACCAAAAAUCAAGUAAUGUGCAUGAAUCAGAUAAAGAGAGUGAAACUAAGGUUAUUUCUGAAAGCAAAAAUGGAGCAAGAACUUUGUUGAGCCAACAUAAAGGUACAAUACAGUUGCCAGUAUCCACUGGUGCCAAGUUCUUCACAAGAGAUCUUGAUAAGAGGCUCCUAGGGGUUGAUUCUACUUCUCAGGUUUCUAUGGGAAAAAUACACCAUUCUCCUCCAUCUGUUUUCCAGAUUACAGAGACUAAUGAUGCUAGUUUAUAUCAGACUGAUAAAGAAAACAUCACCUUGCAUUCUUCUGUCACUCUUGAAGGAAAUCCAAGCAAUGGCAGUCCCCCUGUUAUCCAAGAGACAUCUCUGCUUGUAAACAAAGAAAACUUCCCAAAAAUAUGCAGUAAUAAUGUCUCUGACCCUUUAGCAAGCAGUACUUCUACCUUAUUUGAUGAGAUAAACUCUAAAAGUUGUUAUAGCAUCUCUGCUUUACAUUCUGAAUUGUCAUCUGUUCCUAGCAAACUCCAGUUGUCUGAUAACUUUGAACUGCCAAGAAAAUAUUCUGCUAUGGAGACAGCACCUUCAAACCUCUCUGCAAUCAACACGGGGGAAAUAAAAUCUGAUCAUUCUGCUGUCUCUUCAAAAUCAGAUGCAAAAAGCAAUUUUAUGGAAAACAAAGACAGUUUGGUAACAUUGUUAAGCAAUAGUACUAGGUCUGAUAUGAGAACAGUUGAUUCCAGUACAGUUGAGCAAAAUAUUUCUUUGAUUCCUUUACCAACUUCUAUGAGCAGUUCUUUAGCUAAUAUAUGGGAUAUUCCUCUCCCUUCUAAUCUACAAUCUGAGUGUCAACCCCCAACCCAUGGUGUAUUAAUUCGAGAAUCUGAACACAAUUAUGCUAUCAGACUUAUGGAAAAUUCAGAUGGUGUUUUGCACCCUGUGAAAAGAGCUCCAUUGCAACAUGAUGAUAAAAAUGUUGAUAGUGAUGAUAGCAACAACGAUAUAAGUAAUAACAGCUGGAAAGCACAGUCUUUUGUGGCCCAAGCAUAUUUAUCACAUAGCCAGUCUGAUGAUGAAGGAGAGACAAGUCAACUGAGUAUCUCAUCAGAAAAUGACUCUAACAAUUCCCUUCCUCAGCAGUGUUCUCAGUCUUCAGAGAGUAAUGAUACCAUUUCUCCACCAGUUCUAGAAGCAGAAGGAAGACAAAGCUGUCUAAUUCCUAAUGAGGAUUUAAGCAACAAUGACUCACCUCCGCCCCUUACUGCUGAAGUACCCUGUCUCUCACCUAGUGUCUCACUGCCAUGUUCCACAUCAUCUGUGAUACCAGUAACUCUGGUUUGCAAUCCACCUUGUGAGAGUAAAACUUUAUUUACUACACCAAACACAUUGUCUAUUGACAACACAUCAUUGCUGAAUAACAUGUCAAUUCUUAACUUAGAUUCAGUUAUUAGGAGUCAAGCUAACUCUAUCAAUCACACAUCUAAGACAUAUUCUUCUAAUGACAGGAAUGUAAAAAGUAUUAAAAAAGUGGUUCUUUUGAAAAAGCCAGUGCAAAAUAUUCCUUCUCGCCAUCUACGUACAUCCCGAAAAUCUCAAUCAAAACAAAAUGAUGUGAAACUUUUAAAAGUAGAUAAGGUAGAUCAAGAAAAAAUCAUUGUAAAAGUUACAUCACGCACAUCAGAAGGUGUACCUGUGAUAAGCCUGACACCAGCAACAUCAACAGCAAGCUAUACCACAUCAGGUCUCUCAUCUUCAUCAGUUGCAACUACUUCAUCUUCUGGUUCAAACUUUACAGAAAUCUCUGAAACUGAAACUGCUGAUAGCUCAUUACUAGAAGCAGCUGCUAAAAAGGCAGAAACACUACCCAAAAUGUUCAUGCCUACAGUAGUCCUUCAUGAUAUUAAAUACACAAUGGGUAAGGAUUUAUCUCCAAUGGCAACUAUUCCUUCAUCUAUAGAGAACAUUCCAAUCUUUGAUUCUGAAAAUGAUGAUUCUGACAGUGAUGUAAAAUUUGAAUCACCAAAGAAGUCGUUUGAGUCACAACGCCAGCUUGAAAUUGAGUCACCUUCAAAAACUUUAGAAACAUUUGAUCCAUACAUGUUUCUGAACAGACCUACAAAACCUUCUAUACCGUCCUCUAGCUAUAACACACAGUUGACAAAUGAGAGUUCUACUUUAUUUAGCAUAGGUCCUUGUGGUACUAGUGCUACUGGAAGAGUGACUGCAGAUUCACUUCCAUCUAUUGACAAUCAGUCAAUGAUAAGUAACAUGUUUGAUGUAACUGAUUGUAAGUUUGCUUUUCCUGAUGUUUUCUUAGAGAAUGGUGAGCCUGAAACACCUCCAAAAAUAUCAAAUGUUGAUGUACUAGGCCCUGGACUUCCUUUUGAAACAUCUAGUAAAAGCAAUAUUGCUCUUGGUUUGGAUAUCUUGAAUGAGUUUUAUACAGCUGAGGGAACUGAAGAUUCAGGUUAAUACUCUUAUCAGUGGGAUAGAUAAUCGGUGAUUAAAGUUUUUCUCUCAAACUUUUUGUCUGUAUAAGUCUAUUAUUAUUAUAACCUCUUGCAAUAGAUAGUAUAUUAGGCACAGAUAAUUUUUUAUAUUAUGUUAUAAGAUAUUUUGUUCCUGCCUUUUGGUGUUGUUAUUAAUCAUCAUCAUCAUCAUCAUUAAUAACAAUAACAUUGUGGUUGGUAUUCUAUAUAUUUUGUUCUUUUUUAGCUAGAAUCAUCAGAUUCCAUUAUAAAAUCAUUUUUGUUGCAAAUAUGUUAGAAAAUUAUUCUACUACAUUGAACUCAUGAAUUUUAUCACAGUUUUCCCUAUAUUUCUGACAGAAAAUACUACUUGUUUUUAAAGUGAUUAACUGCCUUAACUACACUUAUUUCAUCAACUUCAAGCCCCGAGUGCUAUGUUAUUUUGUAGCUAGGAAGGUAACCCUAAAAACUUAUGCUUCCCUAGGAUUAAACUAUCAGCUCUUUGGGGAUUGGUUUUAGUAUGUAUAAUUUGCUGAGAGUAAUCUUGAAUAUUUGGUAGGGGAUUGCCAAAUAUUAAUCUUGUUCACUUAAAAAUAAGAAAAAAGUUGUGAACAACAAAUAAGGUAUGAUUUAAUGGACAAGACAUGGAAUGUACAGUAGGUUGUCUAAAAGGUAGGUUAUAUAAGAAAUAUAUGAAAAGUUUAAUGUAAAAGAAAUCUUACUGGUGAAGUAAUUAAUUCCUGAAAGAUUACUGAUAGUAAUUAUGUUAUAAUUAUAUCCUCUUAGUUUAGUGAUUUGUAUUAACCAGACAUAUUGUAUGCUAAUUAUUGAGGCUAACUAGAAAUUUUUAUGAGAGCCUUAUUAAACAAUGGAAGCAAUAAGAUAUGCAAUUCUUUAAAUGAUUUGAGCAGUAAUGAAUAAUUACCUUUUCUAGGUUAAGAUAUUUUCUAAAUAUUGGUGAAAUUACACAUGCAGUUCUUCAAAAUUAUGUUUCAUCAGGUUUCUACUUAACUGUCAGUAUUCACUUAAUUCUUAUUUUAUUCCUCAUUUUCUUCUUUUUGUUCUGUUAUCUCCAUGAAACUGUUCAGCACAUGCAGAGGUUUUAGCCAGUAUCCAUAUAAUUGCUGUCAACUCAUAAAACUUCAACUUUACAUGAAGUGUUCAUUUAAGUAUGUAUCUAUUAGUCAUUAAUAACUGAUUAUCUUAAAAUUUAAAAUAGGACUGAUAUACAAGUUUCAAGCUCCUUAACAAAUCAGUUACCAUUUUGUUAUUACCAAAAAUUGAGGCAAUACUCUACUGUACAAAAAAAAUGAUUUUUAACUCAAAACAUAAUAGCUAACAAAACAUCUACUGGAUUUCCUGUUUCAUUGACGAAACUGGGUAGAUAAUUAUUUGAAAAACCAAUGAUACAACUUUCCAUCUACAAAACCUAUAUGUAUAUACACUGAAAUAUAGAUAUUUUUUUGUCUGUACAAAAUCAUGAAUUAAAAGCAAUCACCAAAUCUUCUUUAA